AUGACUUCACCUUUGGAAGUGCAAGAGAGUAACUUUGAAGAGCUGAUUAUCGUUCCAGAAGAGUAUUAAAACAAGCUUAAAUAAUUGUAGACUGUAUUUGAAUAAAUAUACCAAAAAUACCCAUUUAAGAAAAUAAGCAAAGAAGAUGAAGACAAUGAUUUGGAGCUAGGUGGUUAGUUUACUUACGGGGAAAUCGAAUUUGUUUCGUUGGGAGAAAUUUUUUAUUUGUUGAAAAAUAAGUAUGGAGUUUUAAAAGACUAAGGCAAAGAUAUAUUCUAUGAUUUGGGAUCUGGGUCAGGUAAACCCACAAUAGCUGCUGCCUUACUACAUUAAUUUAAAGCAACAAAUGGAAUUGAGCUACUUAAAAGUUUAGUUAGUGUAUCUAAUGAUGUCAAAUCAGAUAUUGAGAAGAAUUAGUAAGAAUUAUAGAAUAAAUUAAAUAAUAUUAAUGGCACAAGAAGUUGUUAAUAUCUUCAAAAUAUUAGCUUUUAAUCUUAAGAUUUUUUACAGUUUGAUUGGUCUGAUGCUGAUUUAGUGUUUGUUAAUGCUACUUGCUAUGAUCCUCCAUUUUUAUAAAAGUUAUAUGAAAAGAGUCUUAAAAUGAAAUAAAAUAGCAUAUUUAUUACUACAACAAGAAAGUUGCCAGUUUAAAACUAAACAUGGUAACUCCUCUGUUUUUUCAAAAGAAAAAUGGACUUUGGGAAUGCAACAAUUCAUAUUUAUUAAAAGUUAAUUUGA
Molecule: messenger RNA, 738 nt
Organism: Tetrahymena thermophila SB210
Lineage: Eukaryota; Ciliophora; Oligohymenophorea; Hymenostomatida; Tetrahymenidae
Product: histone methylation protein DOT1
Exons: 5
Biological process (GO): regulation of cell cycle
Molecular function (GO): histone H3K79 methyltransferase activity
Source: RefSeq, a predicted model, not a curated record